AUGACCCUUCCCGUCCUGCAAGGAGCUGCGCUGGGCGGCUGGGCGAUGGCGCGCGCUCUCGCUCUCUCCCUGGCAGGCGCGGUGGGUCUCAGAGGUGGGCCGGGACUGGCAUUCAGCUCGGAGCAGGCACAGUCCUUCUCGAGAGGGAGAGCGUCUUUGUGUGCGCGCGUGUCUCUCUGUGUGUGCGUGCGUGGCCGUGGAGGAGGCCAGCGGGAAGUGUUCUGCUCCUCAGCCACCGAGCAGCAACAAGUGCCUCGACGGAGGGGGAGCCGAAGACCAGACACGGAAGGAAAGGGGCCUGGCUGGCGAGCCGGAGAGCUACAGGAUUCGGCCCCCCCUGCCUUGAGGCAGAACUGGAAGCAGAUGGCAACGGAACUGGUGCGCGCGUGUUUAUCGAGGGCACAGGAGUCUGGUAAAGAAAAACACCGUGUUAGGAACAAAUCAGACGGAUAUUGCAGCAGCAGGAACAGGAGGAGGAGGAGGAAAUCAUCUCCUCUCCUCUUUUCUCUCUUCUGGUCCUCAGCAGGUUGCUGAGUCUUCCCAACGUGGAGAGGAGAGAGGGCUUGGCUUGACUUUAAACUUUGAAAGAGCUCCAGUGUUGGAUUCCCACGAUGGUUCUCUCUCUCUCUCUUUGACACAGAUCCGCCAACAACUCACUCCCGGGGUCUCGCCGUUCCUGCCGUCUUGGAUUGCCGAGCUUCGCCUUGGCUCCCACGCAGGUCAGACGUGCGAUCGAGAAACAAACAAGCAAACCAUGGACGUCUCCCGCGCUCGAGGAAGGAGCCGCCGCCAGCGCUUAUUUCCUAGACGUUAGCCUCCGGGCGAGGAAAGCCGAGCGAACCAGGCGCACCAUCCGCCGCUGCUUCUGCUUGGCUGAGCUGGUUCCCCUCCAGCAACCCCCAGGGAAGGCGAGAGGGGCGCGCGGCGUCGGCGAGGUCCAAGCAAGGCUGAGGAGGAGAAGCCGCUUCAAGCUCCCGGCAAGACGCGCUUUCCGUCGGAGGUGGCCGUCGUCGGGUCCAGGUGGGACUGCGCUUUCCUCACAGCUCCUGCCGAGAGAGACGGCGAAGGGUCUUGCCGGCCUUCAGGUGCGCCUGCGAAAGAACUGGAGGAAGCCGAGCCCGCUCCGAGCUGCCUCAUGGUCGGAUGGUGGGAGGGCGAGAGGGAGGGAGGGAGGAGGGAGGGAGGAAGCACCGCGCACCGCCUGGGCGACUUGGCCUCUUUCUUGCCACCCCUCCCCUCCGACAGGGCUGGGAGGGGCAGCCUGCAGGGAAAGGGGGGGGGCUGGUCACCAGGGGCAACUGGGGGGCCGCCCAGAAGUUGGGGGCGGGCGGAGAGGGGCCAUGGACAGCUGCCGCCCGAGUUGUGCUCCCCGCGCCAGGCGCUCUGUUGCGCGAUGCCCCGCGGCGUCGAGGCUCCACGGAAGAGCCGGAGCGCACAGCCUCCUCCUGGCCUUCGGCUCGAGGCAGCCGACGGAGGCGGGAGCAUUUCGCCCCUUUGUCCAGAGGGGGCGCUCUGCGGAGGGCAGCGCCAGCAGGACGGCUCCGGCGGCUCCGCAGCCAGUGGCUUCCCGCCGCCUGUUGCCCGGAUACUGGGCGCUUCAAUUCCCAGCCCGGCUCGGCUGGGCUCGUCUCCCUCGCCUCCCAGGAGCUGCGCGGGGAGAGAUUAACGCCGUCGGUGCCGGCGCGCUUUGGCAGCUCCGGCGCCGGAGGGGGUGUGGACGGGGCGGGGCUGCCUGAGCUCUUCGGCGCGGCUUCCUCCUCCUCCGGAGGGGGGCAACUCGAGACGGGGAACAAGCUGCCCUCGGAAGGGAGGGGCGAGCUGUUACGGAGAGUCCUCUUUGGGGUCCGAGUGUAAAGGAGCUGGCAUGAGAGCGAAGCCAUCCCAAAACCCCACCAGUGUAAAUUUUCCGGCUUUCAGAUUCAGAGGAGGAAGUUGCGGUCGUGA
Molecule: messenger RNA, 1944 nt
Organism: Podarcis lilfordi (Lilford's wall lizard)
Lineage: Eukaryota; Metazoa; Chordata; Lepidosauria; Squamata; Lacertidae
Source: the annotation of a GenBank genome assembly